Molecule: messenger RNA, 909 nt
Organism: Raphanus sativus (radish)
Lineage: Eukaryota; Viridiplantae; Streptophyta; Magnoliopsida; Brassicales; Brassicaceae
Exons: 2
Coding region: 207-608 (133 amino acids)
Source: RefSeq, a predicted model, not a curated record
AAAAUUCUAGAAAGGGAAGAUCUUUCAGAAAAUAAAAUCAUUCCCCGGGAAAACCCAUUCCCGUAAGUCGUAACCCAUGAACCCUAAAUCCCCUAAUUUCUCAACUCCCUCAACUUCACAUGAUUUCUCCUUGAUUCGAUCUUUUUUGCACUUUCUUCACACAGCGUAAGCGUAUCCAAGCUCACUGUUCGUCGAUUCAUUACUGAAUGGAAGAAGAAGGGGAAGCAGAUAACAUGUCUGCGAUUGUUUGCAACGGAAAGAGAUCUCUGUUCGAGGCUUCUUCUCCUCCCUCUCCAAGAAACUCUGUUCUUUUUCACCUCUGUUUCUUCCCCUCUAUUCUUCUCGAUCACCUUGCCCCCAUUUUCCCCGACCUGGAUACUCACAUUCUUGAGCGAGCAAUCAACGAAUGUGGAGAGGAUCUUGAUUCUCCUGGUGCUGGCGCAGCGAAGCAACACCUCGUGCUGGUGCAGAUGCAGCGAAGAAAAGCAGUCUCCAACAGGAGAAACUUGAUGCUGAGACAGCAGUUAGAAGCUAUUAUCCAGGAGGAUAGUUUACUCAAACGAGCUGUGGUGACACAGCAGAAGCGACAGAGAGAGACCAAAGAUUAGAGUCAGGAGUUGCAGGGUUUGAGGCAGAUGGUUACUCAAUACUAGAAAGAGCUGAGAAUUCUGUAGGUGAACAACUAUGCUCUCGCUCUUCAUCUGAAAUAAGCACUGCAGAAACAAUAGUUCCAUCCCUGGCCGGUACCAUCCAGAGUUGUUCUAAUGUCUUUCUCAGAGGAAUGCUCAGGCCUCUAUCUGAUUUUUGUUUAUACUGUUUGCUUUAUAUUUCUUCUAAUGUCUUUCUCAGAGGAAUGCUCAAGUGUAUUUUAUACCAAAAAGAUUAAACUGAACUCCAUAAUAUUACUCA